AUAGAUCUCCACGAAACUGUGCUUGAUGAAGAACAAUGGAACGUCGAACCAUGGGAGAGGUCACCCAUACAAGUCGCUGCUGAGCAGGGAGAUAUCGCCUUAUUUGAGAUGCUUCUAAGACUUGGAGCCGACAUCAACGAGCCACCAAUCACUAACCAUGGAGGUCUUACGGCACUUCAAGCUGCUUCUAUCAAGGGAUACUUUGGUCUCGUUAGCAAAAUACUAGACUUGCAUGCUGAUCCAAACGCACCCGGAGCUGAGAUUGAGGGACGAACAGCAUUGGAAGGAGCAGCCGAGCACGGUAGAUUGGACGUCGUGCAACUACUACUCAACUCGGGGGUUCAAACGUGCGGCGAUGGUCGACGUCGGUAUGUCCGCGCCAUUGAGUUUGCUCGUCGGGAAGGUCACCACGCUGUUGUGACGCUUCUCAAAUCCCAUCGGCCUUGGACCGAAGCUGACCAGGAGGUCCUUGAGGACAAGACCCUGUUGUACUACAACCAGAGUCCUGAAGGCAUUGCAAAGCUC
Molecule: messenger RNA, 525 nt
Organism: Colletotrichum navitas
Lineage: Eukaryota; Fungi; Ascomycota; Sordariomycetes; Glomerellales; Glomerellaceae
Product: ankyrin repeat protein
Exons: 1
Molecular function (GO): protein binding
Source: RefSeq, a predicted model, not a curated record